AUGGCUCUUGGGAAUGGUCACUUGGGACAAGACGGCAAUGAAAAAUCAAAUAUAGAAGAAGACACGGUCACAGGAAUAACGAAUGCAGCAUUUGAUGAUGUCCAACACCGUGACCAAGGUCCAAAAGAAAAUGCGUCUUCUCCCGCUGGUUCCAAUAAAAAGAUGAAAAAGGGCAAAUCAAAGUACAACUGGAAGCAAUUCCUCCCGUUCGCUCCAAGGAACCCCGACGUACCCCAAAUAGAUGACUCCGGUUUCAUGUCCAUGAUGUUUAUGUCAUGGGCGUCACCCAUCGUGUACAAGGGGUUCAGAAAGCCUCUUCAGAUGGAUGACCUGGGAGAGCUAUCUCAAUACGAGACAAUCGAAGUGAACGGCACCCGAAUUAAGCGGAUUUGGGACGAGGAGGUCGAUACCGUAGGCCUCAAGCACGCUCGACUCGGCAAGGUUCUGUGGCGGUGCGUUAGGACACGACUUAUCAUGGGAAUGAUCAUGUUUGUGAUAUCGCAGAUGAUUACAUUCUUAGGACCGGCUUUAUUCAUCCGAUAUAUUCUAGAGUAUCUGGCCAAACAAAAUACGACAUCACUUGGAUAUGGCAUUGCCUUGGUUAUGGGACUGCUUCUGACCGAAAUCCUUCGUGUCGCGUUCCUCUCGUUCAGCUUUUUCCUAAACAUCCGGACGGGCACGCGCGCGCGGAGUAUGGUGUACUCUCUCAUCUACCAGAAGCUCUCCAAGCUCAGAAAUGUCGGCGAUAAGAGUAUUGGCGAGUUCGUCAACCUGUGUGCGUCAGAUGCUCAACGUAUUUACGAGGGAGUGUCGUUUUGUAAUUUCUUAAUCGGUGGGCCAGUCGUCAUCAUCAUGGCCAUCAUAUACACGACCUAUCUAAUCGGGCCGUCCGCGUUAGUGGGUUGUGGCCUGGUGUUACUGGUUUUCCCUAUUCAGAUGAAGGUGGCCCGACUUGCCGGUCAACUGCGAGGAAAAGUUGUGCGGAUCACAGAUCAACGGGUUCGCAUGAUGAGCGAAGUUCUUAACUGCAUCAAGUUGAUAAAGAUGUAUGCGUGGGACAGGUCCUUUGCUGAUAACAUUGUUGCUAAACGCACCGAGGAGCGAAAUGCGCUGACUAGUGCUGGUCUGCUUCAAGGCAUCAACAUGUCAAUCGCUCUCAUAAUUCCUACCGUCGCCACAGUAGCAUCAUUCAGCGUACACAUCGCGACCGGACAGAAUUUGACCUCAGCUCAGGCUUUUACUAUCAUGACGAUAUUUAACGUUCUCGUCUUUUCACUCGCUGUGCUGCCAUUCGGUGUCCGAGCCGUAGCAGAGGCAAGCACCGCCCUCACCAGAGUCAAGAGCUUGAUGCAAAUGGAGGAACUGUCACCAUUCCUGGACAAACCGAGCAACUCAAACGUCGCGCUGAGCAUUGAACACUGCGACUUCUCGUGGGACAAAGUUGAAUCAGAACAAGACAAGAAGAACAAAGCAGCAGAGAAUGGGGCAAUUGUUGCAGAGGAAAACGGCAAUGUACAGCCCGAGACCAAAGUUGAGGCGAACUCCAAAACCAAGCCAAUGGGCAAAGGUCCCCCAGGGGGGAGGAGGUGUCCGCCAGGUCGGGGGGGUCCCAUACUGCCCGUGAAGACGAAACUAGUCCCCUCGUUAUUCGACAUUGAUCUGGAGGUCAAAAAGGGAAGCCUGAUCGGAAUCUGCGGUAGUGUGGGCAGCGGUAAGAGCUCGCUGUUGCAGUGUAUCCUAUCACAGAUGCGCAAGACCAAGGGACGCGUGGGAAUCGGGGGAUCUAUCGCUUACGUCUCACAACAGGCGUGGAUCAUGAAUGCGACAGCCAAGGAUAACAUCCUUCUUGGACUUCCCUUCAAUGAGUCCAGGUAUAAGGCGGCGUGUUUUGCGUGCAGUUUGACGAAGGACUUUGAAAUUCUGCCAAAUGGAGACCAAACUGAGAUUGGUGAACGCGGGAUUAACUUGAGCGGUGGACAAAAGCAGAGGAUUAGCCUUGCGCGUGCGCUGUACGCAGAUAAGGACCUGUAUCUCUUGGACGACCCGCUAAGCGCGGUUGAUGCGCACGUGGGACAACACAUCUUCAAGCACUGCAUCAAGGGGUCGCUGUGGGGAAAAUCAGUCCUAUUUGCUACACAUCAACUGCAGUACUUGAGUCAAUGCGAUCAAGUGUUGUACAUGAAUAAUGGAAGGAUCGCGGAACGAGGCACGUACAUCCAGUUAAUUCAAGAUAAGAAGGAAUUCUCCACACUCAUCAGGCAGUUUCUUCAAGAAGUCGAAGAAGAGCUCGAAGACGAAGCGCGCCGAGCAGAAUCCGAACUUUACGGAGAUUCAUCGGAAUCUCGAGCACGUUCCGAGACCAAUCUCUCAAGUUGUUCGGCGGACGAGAUUCAGCAACUGUUCGAGAGGCAGCUCACUAUCAGUAAGAGCACGAGGAGCAAAACGUCCGGCAUCGACACAGGGAGCCCGCGCGCAAGUUUUCGGAGCGAGUCGCUUGAGCCUUUCAAGCGCCAAGCUAGCAAAUCAGAAUCUCACAAAAGCCGUCAUAGCGCGGGGGAAGGGAUGCCCAUGAAGGCGCCACCUGAAGACACGGAUGUUCCCAAAAGCAGAGAAGAAGCCGGGAAGUUGACAGAAGUCGAGGAACGCCAAGAGGGUGCGGUUAGGCUCUCCACCUACGUCAACUAUAUGAAAUCCGCGGGAGGUGUUUGCAUCUCCUUCAUGCUUGUCCUCUUCAUGCUCGCUUGUCUCCUGCUACAAACAUUUGUGGAUUCGUGGCUCGGCUACUGGCUUGAUGCUGGAAAUAAGACUGGAAUCAUAGAGCAUGAAGAUGGCGACAUUAACAACUACUAUAUGAUGGUGUAUGGAGUUUGCGCUCUGGUUUUUUUGUUUGGGCUCCUUCUGAAGACCUUCAUGUUUGUCAAGUUCACGCUCAAGGCAUCAUCGAAACUGCACGAUCUCUGUUUCAAGAAAGUAAUGUCAGGGACAAUGAGUUUCUUUGACGUGACGCCGACAGGUCGCAUCCUUAAUCGCUUCUCUAAAGAUCUCGAUGAGGUGGACGCGCAAUUGCCAUGGACGCUAGAGAGUUUCAUGCAGAACGUUCUACGGAUUUUCAUCGCGCUUGGUCUCGUCUCCGCAAUGUUCCCGUACUUCCUCAUCGCGGUCGUCCCACUCAUGAUCUUCUUCUUCGUGCUUAACUCCUACUUCCGUCGCUCCGUGAGGGAGUUGAAGAGGCUGGACGGAAUAACCAGGUCUCCGAUCUUCUCACAUCUCACAGCAACCGUACAAGGCCUCUCGACCCUACACGCAUUCGACAAAAUGGCCGACUUCAACGCCCGGUUCAGCUCGCUGAUUGAUUUAAACACCCUGCCGUUUUUCAUGUACUUCGUAUCCAAUCGAUGGUUGUCUGUUAGGCUCGACAUCAUUACCGUUGUUAUAACGACCGUGACAGCGUUGCUAGUGGUUACCACAAAGGGGGUGCUGACGGAAGCUUUCGCAGGUCUGGCUCUGUCUUACGCUAUCAGGAUCACGGGUUUGUUCCAAUUCACGGUGCGAAUGGCGGCCGAGACGGAGUCGCGCUUCACGAGCGUCGAGCGAAUCAAUUAUUACAUCACGUCGGUACCGUCCGAAGCGCCUGCGGAAAUUCCCGAGACUAAGACGAAAGACGAGUGGCCUCAGGAGGGAACCAUUGUAUUUAAUCAGGUCAAGAUGCGCUAUCGGUCCGGCCUACCCUUAGUUCUUGACAACCUUACUGGCUUCGUCCGCCCGCAAGAGAAGAUAGGUAUUGUUGGCCGGACAGGCUCAGGGAAGUCGUCGGUCGGAGUGGUUCUGUGGAGGCUGGUAGAGCUUUCAGGAGGUUCCAUCAAGAUUGACAACAUCGAUAUCUCCACUUUGGGAUUACAAGACCUGCGCUCCAAGAUUUCCAUCAUUCCCCAAGAUCCGGUCCUGUUUGCAGGCACUAUCAGGUUCAAUUUGGACCCGUUUCGCAAGUAUUCAGAUGAAGAGCUCUGGAAGGCACUGGAAAGAUCGCACUUGAAGGAUAUGGUCAGUAAUUUACCGCUAAAACUCGAGGCGCCUGUGGUUGAGAAUGGAGAAAAUUUCUCAGUGGGCGAGCGACAACUAAUCUGCAUGGCUCGUGCUCUACUAAGACACAGCAAGAUUCUUAUGAUGGAUGAGGCGACAGCAGCUAUCGACUCUGAAACAGACGCUAAGAUCCAGGACACAAUACGCGAUGCGUUCGUGGACUGUACUGUUUUGACGAUUGCCCACCGCCUUAACACCGUGCUGACUGCCGAUAGGAUCAUGGUUAUGGAAGCUGGCAAGAUCGUAGAGUUCGAUGAGCCUUCAGUACUAUCUGCCGAUCCAGAGUCUUACUUCAGUAAGCUCCUGCAAGCCGCUGACCUACAGAAGACUGAAGAGGCGCAAGGCAAGAAACCACGUAGGGAUAUCGCUAUCGAUGAUGUCACGUUAUCCGAAAUGAAGCGAGCCGCCAGUUUAACACCUGGCAAGCCAGCGGUUGAUAAGAUUCCACCUGUUGCCGUAUAUAGCAAUGAUGGAUUUGAAGAUGAUACAGCUGAACAAAUUACACAGUUGUAAAGGCAAUAGGGGUUUGUAAAAGUUGCUACAUUAAGAAACUUUAGACAAUUCAGAGCACCGCAUUAUUUGUAUCAUGAUAUUCUUUCAUCAUGUAUAAAUAAAGAAACAUGAUAAGCACAAUCUAGUCAACAUAAACAAAGCAUUUCAGGAAGAAAAAGUCAACCUGUCAUGUUUUUUCAAUUUCAUGAAUUCAAACUUCUAUAGAAUUCGCCACACGUGCACAAUAUACAAUACGACAGUAUGUAUUUUUUCAUUUCUUUUUUACGAAAUGGUGUAUUUUUUUUUACGAAGGGGAAACAAAAAAAAAAUAUGUAAAAAAAUAAAAUAAGGUGACAAUGUGAAGCGGAAGCUCAUAUUUAUAUUUUCAAUAAAAUCUCAAAAGUAA
Messenger RNA from Nematostella vectensis (starlet sea anemone), 4978 nucleotides. RefSeq names its product ATP-binding cassette sub-family C member 5. The transcript has 30 exons. Gene Ontology annotation, biological process: transmembrane transport. Lineage: Eukaryota; Metazoa; Cnidaria; Anthozoa; Actiniaria; Edwardsiidae. Gene Ontology annotation, molecular function: ATP hydrolysis activity; ABC-type transporter activity; ATP binding. The coding region runs from base 1 to 4593 and encodes 1530 amino acids. Gene Ontology annotation, cellular component: membrane. The record is from RefSeq and is a predicted model, not a curated record.